CACCGAGACGCGGUACAAUCCACAGCAAGUGGAUGCGGGUUGGACGUUUUCACGAGUCAGUACGCGCCGUGGACACGUUUUAUUGUGUUAUUUUGGUUUUGUUUUGUUUUUUGAGCAGUGCCACGUGUUCAAGUUUGAUGAACAGUGCGUCCGGGCGUAUUUCAUCACAUGACUCCCCUCCCCCACCCGGCGCAGGGAAUGGGGGAAGAAGGCGGACAUGUUGGAGGGAAAUGUGUUGGUUAAAGAGUACCGAGGUGGAAGACAAGAAGAUUAUUUCAAGAAGGGUUUCGCUUUAUUUUGGGAUUUACCAGUCGACAUUUGUGUUUAAUUUAAAUUCAAGGUUUUUCAUGUCAUACUUUGAAAAUAUUUAUUUAUUUUUCUUUUGGAUAUUUUUUUUUUUUUUGAACCGUAGUAUGCUUUUUGGUUUUACAGCGAUAAGUUGUCAAAACUUGGCUAGUUUAAUAUUCAAUAUUGCAACGAUUUAGUGUUACUUCCAUUGUUUAUUUGAGUGACAUUGUAGGGAAUUUGUAACCUUGGUGUGGGGGAUGGGCGCAUGUGGUUAGGUAACCAUUUUGUGCAGUUGUUGAAUUGAUGUGUUUCAGUCGUUUUUAAAGAUAAGAAUUCUUGUAAGGAUUUAUUCAUUUGAUAUGUUUGAUUUUUAAGAAAAAAAAAUUAAAUAUAGUUUUGGUUUAAUCACUGCUUUGCAAAGCCUCAAAGGUCAGGUAUGCUAUUUUUAUUUUCAAACCCAUAUGAGAUUAAUUGCCUUUGUGAUUCUCCUUAGCGUCAAAUAGUGUCUUUUGCUCAGCUGAUUGGGCAAAAGAAACCUUAAGUUUGAUGAAAUGUGGUCAGAGACCAGUGAGGGAAAACUGCUGUGUCAUUCAGAGGAGAGUUGGUUCUUAUGACCCAACUAGGUGUGGCCUUAAUAUUGUUGGUUGAAGUAAAUGGAGCCUACAGCCUCGCCGUUUAUUUUCAGCUAAAAUUGUAAGCUUAAAUCCAUGUACUACUUGUUUGUGAGCCAUGGAGGCCUUGUUUGACUUGCUGUUAACUGAAAUUGCAGCCGUUUUCAGAAGCAGACGAGGCUCAUCAUUUCAGUUGUGUUUGUAAUCGAAAUAUGUAGCUUUCUUUAUAUAUUUCUUAAUGUUUUACUUGACUUACUGUAAAUAAUUCGAUUGUAAUACUCGGUUUCACUGUACUUAAAGAUGGCGGCGCUUCGCCUGUUCCUAAGGACAGAAAUGCGGAUAUCUGGUAAGCAGAGUUCGUGGGGAGAGGCUCUUGGCUCUUGAGGGGUACGCGUGACCCGUUCGAGGAACCAAUCGGCUUCUUGGUAUUUACCCUGGAAGCCCGCGUUAAAACCGUAUCGGCCAAUCCCUGUCGUCGCUUUGCACACGUUGACGUAAUGUAAUGUGAUGAGGAGGAGGGUGGCUUCGUUGGCCUUCCAUUUUGUACAGGAUAACAGGAGGAACCAGUUACAGGCAGCGUUUCUGUAAUACUGUAUAGACUGAGCCAAUAGUAUUGUGCAGUUUCCUUGAUGGGCAGUUAAAACUUGCGAAUAGGUUGGCCCGAGAGACUGUCGGGGAAGCACCGGCGUCGGGGGGUGUGGUGACUUUGACGGACAUCACAAAACAGCCAAUAGAAACACAGAGGGCGUGGACAUUCUAAGGCAGUCCAUCCAAUAGGGCUAGCGGUUGGUCUAUAAAAAUACGGGUGUAGUCGCAUCGUCGCCAUUUCACCGAAGCAGAUCCAGGAGGAGUUCGCCGUGGCGGGGAUUGGAGAAAACUGACGAACAGAGACGGAUCCUGGUUUGAGUCUAGCUAAAAACACAAUCCGGAUCCAUCCUGAUGGAUAUGGCUGUUAACCCGCCCCUUGACAGCUCUCAUGUCGGGGUUGAGAUUGGUAUAAUGGGAGUCACACCGAUGGACCAGGGUUCUGGCACAGCUGGAAAACGCAUACGAAAACCCUCACUGCUCUAUGAGGGCUUUGAGAGUCCUGGAAUGCCCCCCCUCAGUCAGAUGACCCCUUUGGGACCCCCACAACCCCCGGUGAAAGACCCCGCCCGACAGGGAAAGAUGACCAACCAACUUCAGUUCCUACAGAAAGUCCUGCUCAAGUCUUUGUGGAGGCACCACUUUGCCUGGCCCUUCCAUGAACCUGUAGACGCUGUCAAGCUCAACCUGCCUGACUAUCAUAAAAUCAUCAAAAAUCCAAUGGACAUGGGCACUAUUAAGAAGAGAUUAGAAAAUAACUACUACCGGAGUGCCAGUGAGUGCAUGCAGGACUUCAACACCAUGUUUACCAAUUGCUACAUUUAUAACAAGCCUACAGAUGACAUAGUGCUGAUGGCCCAGUCUCUGGAGAAGGCAUUUCUGCAGAAAGUGGCUCAGAUGCCCCAGGAGGAGUUAGAGCUGCCUCCUCCCCCUCCACGGAGUAAACCAGGCAAACCUGGCAGAAAAAGCAGAGUCUCUGGAGGUGUGACAACAGCUCAUCAGGUCCCAGCUGUCUCCCAGUCAGCAUACUCACCUCCGACCCCGGAGACACCUGACUCCAUCCUCUCUACCCCUCCACAGACCCUUGUGAGCAAGAGCUUGCCCCCUGUGCUUCCAACUGAACAAAGCAUCCCUACCAUUACAGGUCUGCCUCCCACACAGCCCACUGCUAAGAAAAAAGGUGUGAAGAGGAAAGCAGACACAACCACCCCAACUACUGUAGCCAUGCCAAUCAUGAGCACCAUGGGCGUCAGUGGCAUCAGCCUGGGGAUGGGCGGUGGGCACAACUCGCCACUAACCCUGACUUCUCUCGGGGUGGACCACAACUCCAGUCUGGGGAUAAACCAAGGCCUCAGCAUCAGCCAGGGCAUGGGAAUGGGAAUGGGACUUGGACUGGGGAUGGGCAUGGGCAUGGGCAUGGGCCGUGGAACAGUGAUGAUGGGUACCAAAGCAGCAGCGGGGAGCAGGAGAGGAGUGAGUGGACGACCCAUCAAGCCUCCCAAAAAGGAUUUACCGGACUCCAUACUGCCACCUCCGGUGCGCCGCAGCAAGCUGAGCCCCCAGCUGCGCUACUGCAAUGGCGUUCUGAAGGAGCUGCUGUCAAAGAAGCACGCAGCCUACGCCUGGCCCUUCUACAAGCCUGUCGAUGCCACGUCACUUGGUCUUCACGACUACCAUGACAUCAUCAAGCAGCCCAUGGACCUCAGCACCAUCAAGCGGAAGAUGGACAGCAGAGAGUAUCGUGAUGCCCAGCAGUUCUCUGCUGAUGUUAGACUGAUGUUCUCCAACUGCUACAAGUACAACCCCCCUGAUCAUGAUGUGGUGGCCAUGGCCAGAAAACUCCAGGAUGUUUUUGAGUUUUGCUUUGCUAAGAUGCCAGAUGAGCCUCCAGCACCACCUAGCUCAUCAUCUUCCUCCUCCUCCUCUUCAUCAUCAUCUGAGAGUGAGCUCAGCAGUGAAAGCGAGGAGAGUGAGAGCAGCCCCAGCUCUGACUCCGAGGAGGAGAGAGCAAAUCGCCUGGCAGAACUACAGGAACAGCUGAAAGCUGUGCACGAACAGCUCACUGCACUCUCCCAGGGCCCCAUCGUCAAACCCAAGAAGAAGAAAGAGAAGAAAGACAAGAAAAAGAAGAAAAAGGUAGAAAAAGAGAAGCAUCGGAGGAUAGAGGAAGAGCUACCGCCUAUUAGGCCAGCCAAGACCCCUAAAAUAACGAAGGCUCCAAAAGCGAAGAGCAACCGAGGAGUAGGCUGUCCUGUAAUUCCCAUUAAGAAGACUCCGAGCAAGAAAAACAACAAGAGCAAAGCCAAAAAGGGCAGCAUGAUGUUUAACAUGCCUCAGCCAGUCCACGAGCCCAUAGUGAGUCAGAAGCGUCAGCUCAGCCUGGACAUCAACAAGCUACCCGGCGAGAAGCUGGGCCGCGUUGUUUACAUCAUACAGUCCCGCGAGCCCUCUCUCCGAGACACCAACCCUGAGGAGAUUGAGAUAGACUUUGAGACGCUGAAGCCAUCAACGCUGCGGGAGCUGGAGAGAUACGUCAUGACGUGUUUAAGGAAGAAACCUCGAAAGCCAUAUGCAAGUAAAAAGAACAGCGCUGGCAAGUCCCGGGAAGAACUCGCUCUGGAGAAACAAAUGGAGCUGGAGAGAAGGCUGAUGGACGUCAGUGGCCAGCUCAACUCUGGAAAGAAGCCUCCGAAGACCAAACCAGAGAAACCUGCAACCGAGACCCACACCCAGCCUUCACGUCUCAGCGCCAGUAGCUCCUCCUCAGACUCUUCUUCAUCAUCCUCUUCUUCCUCAUCCUCAGACACAAGCGACUCAGACUCUGGCUGAGAAGCGGAGGGUUCCAAUGUGAAAGGGUCACGUGAAGGACCCUGGGUGUUUCGCUUCCCACUCAGUGGACUGAACUGUAGUAGAGCUACUGAAGACGGAGCCGCAGGGCGGAUCAGACCAGACCAGCACUAGGCAGAACUGGUCCUACUCAACAAGUGUCAAGCCGAGAAAGAGAGAGACGGGGCUUUCCCUUCGCUCAGCUCAUUCAUCCAGUCUUGGACGCAGGAAACUUGAGGAUGGAUGAAUGGAUGGAUCAUAGGAGACUCAUUCUAAAGUCCUGCCAUUCUCUGGAGAACUGGCCUUGUUGUGCAGAACGAGGGAUGCUCCAUCUCCCGCAAAUAAAGGGGAAGAGCAACGCAUGCGUCGGAGGGAUAAGGGUGCUAGAGCCAGAAUCUGUCUUACUUCUGGAGAUAAUUUCCCUUCUUACCGUGCUCCCUGUCUUUAUGCUGUAUAGAUAAAGUGUACAGUUAUAUAAAUAUCUAUUUUUCUUUUAUAAAGAAGCAUUUUAUGAAGCUAAUUUAUUCCCUCAUUCUGGGAAAGAUGUACUGGUGUGGGCGGAGGUGUGUUUUUUUUUGAGUGACAAAGAGGGGAAACGUGUGUGUGUGGGUGUGUGUGUGUGUGUGUGAAUGCGCGUCUGUAUGAAUGUAUCACGUAUGUGUUUGCAUGCACAGGAGUGUGUGCGUGAUCCGGCACCACAAGUGCAGCCUUGUAAAGUCCCUCAUAGUUUUGACGCAGGCGUUGAAAAUCAGUCUGCACGCAGAAGCACCUUGGUUCAGUAGAAUACAGAAUGCAUGCAAUACAGAGGAGCUGAAAAACACCUGCAUACUUAUGUACUAGUUUACCGCAUCCUUGUGUACUCAUGUACUUGUUUGAAAGGGUUGGCCACUGUACAGAAACGUGACAUAGUUGCACAUCAGUUUAUCCGUAAAUAUUUCUGUUCCCAUGUUGGCUGUCUUUUUUUUUUCAUCCCUUUCCAUUUCAAUUUCUCUGUAAAUGUGUUGCUUUUUUUUCUUCUUGUGACCAAUCUGCUAAUAAAUUGUGAGGACAUGUCUUGUUCACUCACCCGUGCCCAAAUAA
Messenger RNA from Xiphias gladius (swordfish), 5390 nucleotides. RefSeq names its product bromodomain containing 2a (gene brd2a). Gene Ontology annotation, cellular component: nucleus; chromatin. Gene Ontology annotation, biological process: chromatin remodeling; regulation of DNA-templated transcription. The record is from RefSeq and is a predicted model, not a curated record. Lineage: Eukaryota; Metazoa; Chordata; Actinopteri; Istiophoriformes; Xiphiidae.